Molecule: messenger RNA, 3257 nt
Organism: Gasterosteus aculeatus aculeatus (three-spined stickleback)
Lineage: Eukaryota; Metazoa; Chordata; Actinopteri; Perciformes; Gasterosteidae
Gene: sugct
Product: succinyl-CoA:glutarate-CoA transferase
Cellular component (GO): mitochondrion
Molecular function (GO): succinate-hydroxymethylglutarate CoA-transferase activity
Source: RefSeq, a predicted model, not a curated record
CCUUCCCAAAGACGACAAAACAACACCAGCGCACCGAGGAAAUGGACGGUUGACGGACGCUUAACGGACAUUUAACGGAUUCUACCGACUGUGGAGCUCUUUGUCAUCUUGUCGUCUAACAUUAAGAGGAGAUGUCUGCUCCGUUCGGACGGUCGACCCGCUGUUUGUCGGCUCGCUCUCCGGUUGGUUUACUUUCACAGCUACGGAGGAAUCACCCGGUGCGAUGUCCGUUGGGAGAGAGGCGGCUGUCGCAAGCGCGGCCAGGAGGCCAGCGUGGACCACUAGAGGGCCUCACAGUGUUGGACUUGACGAGAGUUCUGGCGGGGCCCUUUGCCACCAUGAUCCUGGGGGACCUGGGAGCCCAGGUUAUCAAGGUAGAGCGACCAGGCGCCGGCGAUGACACCAGGACCUGGGGGCCCCCGUUCGUCGGAGCAGAGAGCGCCUAUUUCCUCAGCGUCAACCGGAACAAGAAAAGUAUUUCUGUGGACCUGAAGCAUCCCAGAGGAGUCGGCGUCAUUCAGGAGCUUGCAGCAGUGUGCGACGUGUUGGUGGAGAACUUCCUCCCGGGGAAGCUGCCCCGGUUGGGUCUGGGAUACGAGCAGCUGUGCGCGGUGAACCCGGGGCUGGUCUACUGCUCCAUCUCAGGAUAUGGACAGACUGGUCCUCGGGCUCAGAGUCCGGGUUAUGACUCCAUCGCCUCCGCCGUGUCGGGGAUGAUGCACAUCACGGGGUCAGAGGACGGUGAGCCGGUGCGUCCCGGCGUUGCCAUGACGGACCUGGCGACGGGGCUGUACGCACACGGAGCAGUCAUGGCCGCCCUGCUGCAGAGACACAAGACAGGGAGGGGGGUCCACAUCGACUGCAACCUGCUGUCCUCACAGGUGUCCUGUCUCACCCAUAUUGCUGCUAACUACCUGAAUGGGGGUCAGGAGGCUCGGCGCUGGGGGACGGCCCAUGAGAGCAUCGUCCCGUAUCAGGGCUUCAGCACCAAAGACGGACACCUCGUCGUGGCUGCAGCCACCGACCAGCAGUUUGUCCGUGUGUGUAAUGUUCUGAAGCUGAACGAGCUCACAAACAAACCCGAGUACAAAAGCAACAAACUGCGAGUCCAGAACCGCCGAGAGCUGCUGCACACACUGUCCCAGAGGUUCCUGCAGGAGAAGACUGCUGAUUGGCUGAGGGAGUUUGAGGGAUCAGGUGUUCCUGUCGGACCAAUCAACAACAUCCAGGAAGUGUUUUCUGAUCCGCAGGUGGUGGAACAGGAAGUCGUGACGUCACUGCUUUACUCUUCAAAGUCAGCGGUGCUCAUUGAAGAGCAUUAUUCAUCCCUCAGGAGCGCUGGCAUCCAGGCUGCAGCUUUACGUAACACAUCAAGUGCUGCUACCAGGCGGCUCCUCACUUCACACGUUCAGAGGAGCUUUGAUGGCCGAGGUCAAACAGAGAGCAGCAGGUUCAGAUCUUCACGUCCUCCUUCUCCCCUUGAUGUUCCAGUAACACCUUGUAGCAGCAGCUCCCACGGGGGCUGCUUAGCCGCCCUAACGGACGCCACAGCUGGCUUCAAAGAGAGCGAGGAGGAAGGGGAGGAGCAGAGGGAAACAUCAGGGGCGAAGAGGUCAUUGUCUAUAACUCCCACUCUUGUGUUGACAAACAAGUAACUGUGGAACUAGAACCCCGUACAGUACAGCAGUCACACUCUACGAUACCAACCAGAACCGUAGGGUUGUUCAGCGUUCGUCCUGAGAGAAAGUUUGGGCUCCUGGUAGAACCUUGUGCAGGAGAUCCACUGUAUUCUACCCAGAACCAAAUACAAAGGGUUUUUAGCGAGAACCAUCUGUGAGGGCUCCCACCCGGCCGGUUCCACAGCAAACCCCUUCAAGAGGGUGCUACCAAGAACCCAUCUUAUAUUCCUCCUGAACCCCUAAAGAUUAGACCGUGACUCUGAACAGCUCCAGGCAGCUCGUGACGUUUCCAGUGAUUGACAGGAGGCGGAGUUAGUAAUCCCGUCUAUGCAUGUCUCAAACACUGUUUACUUGAGGAAAUGAUGGAGGUUUGGUUCAAAAUACACACCAGGUGAAUCCACGAUGACCUCUGGUUCCUCAUCGUUCUGCCGGAGGACGGAACACCUCAGUGUCUCAGGAGGAUGUUCCUCUGCUGAAGCCUCAACGUUUCUCCACUGCGUUGAGUCUGAACGUUUACUUUCAUUUUCUAUCCCCUGAAUUAUGGAGAAAUGUUUCAAUAAACAACAUCAAACACAGACAUAAACACAGGCAGGUUAAACCGUGCAGCCGCUGAUCAAUAAACAUUGAGAUUAGAGCUAAACACACCGCGGUGUAAUUAUGUUCCAUCAUUCAGGGGAGAAGGAACCCUGAGCUGUGGAAACACGGAGGCUUCAGUAAACAGACCCAAAGAAAAAUAAAGACGUGUCUGAUGAAGUACACAGACUUUGAGCUAAACGCUAACAUGCUAACGUGCUAAUGUUUGAGCUACUUUGCUACUGCAUGUGUAAUGAAGUUAUUCCGUUCUAUUUCAUCACCGUUCCACAGAGAUACAGACGAUAGCAUCCACAGAGCUAAGUGGCUAACUGAGUGUGUGUGUUGUGACCAUGUGGAUGUAAUGAUACUCUGCAUAACAAGCAGAUAGGAUUUCACACACACACAUGCAUGCAAUCAUACUGUUACACUUGUAUGCACGCAUGCACAGACGCUGGCACGCACAUCUAACACUGUUUAUGCCAAUGAGCGAGGGAGGAGCCGUCCCGUGGAAACUUUUCUGUUGUCUAAAUGAAGAUCGCAUUUAUAAAACUACCAAUACAACGGUACAAUUUUUGAAAGGAGUGUGUUUGUCUGUGUGUGUCCAUGUCCCGUCCAGAAGUGAGCGAGACAGGAAGUACAGUUGGUCUUAACGAGCGUCCGUUUGUCUUUCUGACUUUGUGUGUUGUGUGUGUAACUGUGUGUGUGUUGUGAGCAAGAAAACAAUCCAAACUAAAUGAUUAAAGUCAUUAUUAAACUAACCCCAGUCAGCUGAUGCUGAGGUUUCCAUGGCAACAACCUCCAGGUGUUUUAUGUGGAGAAAGGGGGUCCAGAAAUAAGUCUUGUGUAUGUUUAAUAUUUCAAGGAUGUCAUACAGCCACUGUGCACACACACACAACCUACACACACCCGUCCGUGUCGGCUUCCUGCACCGUGCGUCAUGUCUGAUGUUUAAAUUAAAGCCAUCGAUCAGCGCUUGGCUCUUAUUAAAGUCCCCCUGCAGAUAAA